AUGGCAAGAAUGUCUUCAAUCCCAUCCCUCAUUCUCUUCCUGCCGUCAUUCUCCGCCAUACCACCUCCAUCCUCAUCUUCAUCAUGCCCUUUAGACCUAUCCUACAUCACCACCUACCCAUGGGAUCACUCCCACUGCAUCCCUUCAACCACCAACCCCAACCUCACCAACUGCCGUCAAACUCUCCUCAGCCUCUACGCCAUCGCCCUUGCUCUCCGUCUCCGUUCCACCUCCCAGUUCCGUCUUCCUUCACUCAACUCCUCCAUCUCCUGCCUCUCCACCUUCCAAUCCCAACUCUCCUCCCUUUCCCUCCCGUCCAACCUCAUCUCCACCCACUUCUACUCCCCUUCCUACUUCGUCAUCUCCCCCAACUUCUGCGCCUCAAUCCAAACCAAACAAGACUGGAUCUCCAAGCUCGGCAACUCCACCGCCGUCGACUCCGCCUGCUCCGCCGUCCCCCCUAACCCCACCACUAGCUGCCAGCCUUGCUACCUCGCCGGCGUAAGCGUCUCCUCCAACCUCACCGCCCUUGACGGCAACCGCUCCCAUUCCGAUAACUGUUUCUAUCUCACCGUCCUCUACGCCGCCGGCAUCUCCAACUCCGCCGGCCCACAAAACCCUCUCGUCGCCGCCUGCAUCUUCAGCCUCGACAUCACCCAUUCCUCCCCUUCCCACCGAUCCCAUGCCUUUCUCUACGCCAUCAUCGGCGCCGCUUUCGCCAUCCUCUUCUUGCCCUUCAUCAUCGUGCUUUAUCUCUUCUGGUCACGCCGCUGCAAGACGGCGGCGCCGGCAUUCAAUCAAGAAGAAAACCCCCGUUCUCGACCUCAUCUACGACCAAACACCGGAUCUAUCUGGUUCAAGAUCAGAGAUCUCGAAAAAGCCACCUCCUUCUUCUCCCACCACAACCUCAUCGGCCGCGGUGGCUUCGGCGUCGUCUACAAGGGCAUCCUCUCCGACGGCACUCCGGUGGCCGUGAAGCAAAUCUUAGACUCCGAUUUCGAAGGCGACGAGGAAUUCCGCAACGAGGUUGAGAUCAUCAGCAAUCUCCGCCACCGAAACCUCGUCCCUCUGCGGCUGCUGCAUCACCAACGACCACAACCACCAACGCUACCUCGUCUACGACCUCAUGCCAAACGGUAG
This is a messenger RNA of Dioscorea cayenensis subsp. rotundata (Guinea yam), 1140 nucleotides long. Its product is annotated as probable receptor-like protein kinase At1g11050. The transcript has a single exon. Gene Ontology annotation, molecular function: protein kinase activity; ATP binding. Gene Ontology annotation, biological process: protein phosphorylation. Bases 1 to 1140 code for a protein of 379 amino acids. The record is from RefSeq and is a predicted model, not a curated record. Lineage: Eukaryota; Viridiplantae; Streptophyta; Magnoliopsida; Dioscoreales; Dioscoreaceae.